Messenger RNA from Nothobranchius furzeri (turquoise killifish), 3776 nucleotides. RefSeq names its product lysophosphatidylglycerol acyltransferase 1 (gene lpgat1). The record is from RefSeq and is a predicted model, not a curated record. Lineage: Eukaryota; Metazoa; Chordata; Actinopteri; Cyprinodontiformes; Nothobranchiidae. Gene Ontology annotation, biological process: phosphatidylinositol acyl-chain remodeling. Gene Ontology annotation, cellular component: endomembrane system; endoplasmic reticulum. Gene Ontology annotation, molecular function: acyltransferase activity.
UUUUUUUUUUGCCGCUGUUCCUUUGUGGAUCUUGCCGCGUUGUGGGGAUCUGGAGAAAGAUAACGGAUUCUACCAGCCCAGAGAGGAAACCCCGCCGUUCCCUCUAUUUGAUGCGCACAUGUACGCGUUGCGGUGCGGUUGUCUAGCGAGCAGCGUUGACUCGAGGCCCGCCUGCAAAGCCUUUUUGUCGGACUCCUAUUUGAUAAGAGCUCAGUAGCUAUCUGAGCUGACGGCGGUGAUGAUGAUGAUGAUGGUGGUGGUGAUGUAUCUGAGGAUUUAUCCCGGCGUCUUUCACUGAGAUGGAGCCAGCGACGAUCGAGUGGAGCUUCUUACUAGCCAGCAAGGAUCCGGAGAGCUAAAUGGGUGCAAAAGCUAUUUUACCGCACGGGGAAUUCUUUAACAUUAUCACCUCAGCCCAGAUCAGAUUUAAAACACUUAACACGAUGCUGACUGUGGAAAAUUGCUAAUUUUUGGUUAGCCACACCAUUUAUUUCGCUUCAGCGACCAUUCUUAACCCCAGGCUGUCCUUGGAUGCUUCAGUGACAUUAAUUGGACGGCGCGUUUCAGGAUGGCACAGCUGUUGGACUGUGCCGGCAACCUGAGCUGGAUUCUCCUUAGGUCCGUGGUCCGUUUCACGUUCAUGUUCUUCAACAACUGUGUAGCCAUCCCGUCCUACUGCUUAUACCUGCUGCUCCUUCAGCCGCUGAGAAUAUGGGACCGCUCCACUUUCUGGCACAUCGAAGGGGUCAUGUUCAAGUGGCUGCUGGCCAUGGUGUCUUCGUGGGGCUGGGUGGCAGGUUAUACAGUCACUGAGUGGGGGGAUGAUGUUCGGCCCAUCUCAGAAGAAGAAGCCAUGGUCAUCGUCAAUCAUCAAUCCACGGGAGACGUUUGCACUCUAAUGAUGUGCCUGCAAGACAAGGGCACGGUGGUACGGAAAAUGAUGUGGUUGAUGGACCACGUGUUCAAGUACACCAAUUUUGGUGUAGUGUCCCUAAUCCAUGGGGACUUUUUCAUCAGACAGGGUAAAGCUCACAGAGACAAGCAGCUGGUCUACUUGAAAGAGCACCUUGAAAAAUACUACCACAGCCGCGACAGGAAGUGGAUAGUUCUUUUCCCCGAGGGUGGCUUCCUCAGGAAGAGGCGAGAAACUAGCCAGUUGUUUGCCAAGAAACACUCUCUCCCCCACCUGACCCAUGUCACGUUGCCUCGUCUCGGGGCCUCCCACGUUAUCCUGAAGACCCUGUCGGCCCAGCAGGAGAAUGGCAGCAUAGGCGCUGGCACUGGAACCAGAAACCAAACAGCUAAUAAAAGUAAAGGCCUGCAGUGGGUUAUAGAUGUGACCAUAGCGUACCCCAAAGCAAGACCAAUGGACAUCCAGACCUGGAUCUUUGGCUACAGGCCUCCUACAGUCACACAUGUACACUACAGGAUGUACCCGAUCAAAGAGGUUCCUGUUGAGGCAGAAGCGCUGACCGACUGGCUGUAUCAGAGGUUUGUGGAGAAAGAAGAGCUGCUGGCCCGCUUCUAUGACACAGGAUCAUUCCCUCCUCCAGAAGGCCAGAAGGAGGCAGUGUCCCGGCCGAUGACCCUUGACCCCAUGUGGCUGUGCAUGGUCCAGUCGUUUGCUUUUGCCUCCGGCUACAUUUGGUACAACGUCCUCCAGUACCUCUACUGCUGUUUAUUUUGAGAGCGCCGAUGAGCCGAGAGUCUCUCAUCGGACCACUGGAGAAGCCUCAGGAUCGGUCGGUGUGUGACCCAUCGUCACGCUUACCCCCCUCCCUCUACGAUGGAUGAAUGUACACCUGCUACAGUGGAGAGAUUAACAGGGAACAACAGCAAAAAUCACUAGAAACACCCGUAGAAAAACAGUCCCAGAGGUAGUCGACUUGCACACGCUCGCUCCAGCUGAAUAAUCUCACCCCUCACAUUUUAAUGUUUACACGCCACCCCCCCACCCCCCACCCCACCCACCCACUCACCCCCAUUCAUGUAGACGUGUACAUGACUUUUACUCGAGUUAAUGAAACGAGGCUCAGGACUCCACCAGAAGGCGCUCUGGACCGGACCAGACUCCCCUCCGAGGCUUUAGGAGCAGCAGCUCUACGGAGGAAGUACGGACAAAAACGUGAACAGGUAACAUUGGAUUAGAUGUAAAACGCCCUUACUCUUCUUCCUCGUGAGAGUCGUUGAAGCCCAGCGGACCUCUCUGGCUGGCGACACGUCCCAGAGCGACGCAGCUCCUCUGGCCUUCAUUGCACUAAGGAUCCAUACGCGCCCCCCCCACCCCCCACCCCCCCCACCCCACUCCCGCCCUAGGAAAGACUCCAAAAAUGGUAGCUGUCGAUGUUUUUAUUUAUUUAUUCCCCUGACCCGCAUAUCUUCACAACAACGGCCAUUGUAUUUGUUGUUGAUGGGUUAUUUUUUUUAUUAUUUCUCCAUCGUCAGGACCGUUCUUGUCUUCUGUGGCGGGUUUAUUUUUUUCUUUUUUUUUUCUUUCAGCUUGCUGUUGAUAAAAAGAUGGAUCUUGUUCAAAAGGAUGAUCACUUUGAGUAAAAAUUGUUAUUAAAAAAAAAAGCUAAAUAAUCCUGAUUUUCAAAACAUAAAAGGCAGGGAAAGCUCUGAGAAUUCUUCGUCUCGCCCUCUCUGCUGUUGCUGUUAGCGUCUAAAAAUGCGCACAAACCCUGAGCCGGUGAGGAGAACUCCCCCUAAUGGACUUCACAGAUAUUUAAGCCAUAUGCUUAACGUCGGCAGUGGGAAAAAGACCUUUUUUGUUUGUUUUUAUAGAAGCUAUCCCGAUGUUCUGCGUUCUACUGUAGAGAUUUUGGCAAACAGAAUCGUAGGUGUCAAAAACUGUAAAUUUACAGCAUAACCUGCCUAAGUGAGUGUGUGUGGUUGUCUUUACCCCUCAUUUUUAUAUAUAUAUAUGACUCAUGUCGUGUUGCUCUGUGACGUUUGAAUCCAGAUUCACCUCCAGUGGUCGACAUUUCAUUCUUUUAGAGGACUUGAACCGUUCUUUUCAACGCGUAUGUUUAAAUCUUGUACAUAAAGUUGAGAAAAUGUGGGAAGUGACUGCAGUGUCUACCCUGACUUUUAUAUUUUUUUUUUUGGCCUGUAAUAAUUUUAAUAAUUCUAAUUUGUUUAUUCAGUAUUACCCUAUGUUUUCCUUUUUUUUUUAUGGAAGAACUCUCAAGCCUUAUCACUAUCUUAAAUAAUGCAGUUUCCUCACACUCCUAUGUGGCACCUUUGUAUUUUUUAUGAAAAUGGUGUCGAGAUAAAAGUGGGCCAAUCGAGGGGAGCUUUCCUAAACUGUUGUUGUGAGGUCAGAUUAAUUAGUAGCUUAAUAAUUCUGCUUUAAUUAUUAAAACGAUGGAGGAACAAUCGUUAUAUCAUUGUCAGAAUAAUGCAAAAAAGGUGCAUUUUCGUUGCUGUCCUCCUGCUGUGCCACUGUUGGUAAAAACUGUGUGAAAUAAAAAAAAGGGCUACCUGUUCAGGUAGGUGAGAACAUUUCAGACCCCCUCUUUCAUUGUGAGAGUGACUUGAAAUUAAAACAUCGUCCAUUUUUUUUCUUCUUUUAUGUUCAACCGUGUUUCCAAAGAAAGCAGGAAAAUGACGUUCUUCUAGGAGUGGGUUUAGGAAAUGAACACAAUGGAGGAUUUAAACAUGUACUAGAAUCGACUUUAAUUUUCCAUUUUGUACUUCUCAUUUAAUUCCUAGCUACACAGCCAUUUUACAACACAAGGAACUUGUGCUGGAAUAAAACAUCAUAAAGACCCUAA